AUGAAGGAAAAAUCGAUUCAAAUCAACGGUUUCCACAAGACAGAAUCGAGCGCUCUAUGGAAGUGGAAGGGGAUUGAUUUCCAAUCGACGAAGCCCCAAAGCAAUCUAUUUCCGGUGACUGAAUUCUUCCACGAAACCAGCCGGAAGAUAGACGACGUCGUUCUGGGACCCGGAGUAGGUGCCGGAGUAGGCUGCGGCGUCGGAUUGGGACUCGGUGUGGUUGGCGGCGCCGGCUUAGGCGGCUCCGCGUGGAACCGUCUGUCGACGGUGUUUGGGAUCGGAAUUGGGUGCGGCGUCGGUAUUGGAGUCGGGUACGGGCAGGGAUUUGGGGCGGGGUUCGGGUUAGAAACCCUAAGAUCUCAUCUGUUGGAUCCGAAACCGAAGUCGAAGAAGCGGAUCCGGGUUCAGAUUUGA
Molecule: messenger RNA, 414 nt
Organism: Erythranthe guttata (spotted monkey flower)
Lineage: Eukaryota; Viridiplantae; Streptophyta; Magnoliopsida; Lamiales; Phrymaceae
Source: RefSeq, a predicted model, not a curated record